Molecule: messenger RNA, 1448 nt
Organism: Nymphalis io (European peacock)
Lineage: Eukaryota; Metazoa; Arthropoda; Insecta; Lepidoptera; Nymphalidae
Product: GPN-loop GTPase 2
Exons: 2
Coding region: 548-1432 (294 amino acids)
Biological process (GO): proteasome assembly
Cellular component (GO): cytoplasm
Molecular function (GO): GTPase activity
Source: RefSeq, a predicted model, not a curated record
UCUUUGUGUUGUAAGUUUAAUCUGAACAAUCAAUUUUUUCAAAAUAUAAUUUAGUAGUAUACUUAAAAAGUGUGCACUUUUUUAAUUAACAUAAAAAUAAUUAUUUCUGUUACGAGAAAUAAUGGAACUAUUAGAUGUUAUGAAAAAUUUAACAAUAAAACAUACAGGGACUGAGAGUGGACAAAAGUUAUUCAAAUCAAUAGCGGCUGAUAUUGAUGAUGUUCCUACAGAAAUUGUUAUAGCAGAGUACACUGACAAAACAUUAUUAAUUGUGUCUCAGUAUCAAAAAAUUGGAAGUCUGUUAACCAUUCAGAGAGAUCAAGUGCACAAUCCUUUAGGUAUAGACAAUAUUUAUACAACAAAAGUUAUUUUUGGUGCUGCAGGAGAGGAACAGCAGGUUGCUGCAAGAUAUCUAGCAGAAGCAAUAAAUAUAACAAAACCACUCUGCAUCUUUAUAAACUUAAAGUCAUAUGACAUUGAGACUGUAAAAGCUUGCAAAGACAUCAUUUUGGAUCUAAAGGGAGAAGAAAGUGAGUAAUACAUCAGUAUGUUAAACAAGUUCAAGACUGUUAAUAAAUUCUAUGGACAAUUGGUUCUUGGUCCACCUGGUGCAGGAAAAACAACAUAUUGCAGUGAGAUGUCUAAGUUAUUGAAAAGUAUAGGAAGAAAAGUAGUUUUAGUAAACUUAGAUCCAGCUAAUGACUGCAUUUCUUACAAACCUGAAAUAGAUAUUAGAAAGUUUAUAGUUCUUGAAGAUGUUAUGGAUCAACAUAAUUUAGGUCCAAAUGGAGCCUUAGUUUAUUGUAUAGAAUCUUUAGAGAAAAAUCUAGACUGGUUGUUAGACCAAAUUAAAGGCGAAAAUUCAACUACUUAUAUAUUUGAUCUUCCGGGUCAAGUGGAACUUUAUAGCCAUUAUGACUCACUAAGAAACAUUUUUUCAAAAUUAGCUACAUCUUUAUCUCUCCAGUUAUGUGUUGUGCAUUUAAUUGACUCGCAUCAUUGUUCAGAUGCUGGAAAAUUUAUAUCAGCUUUAAUAUUAUCAUUAAAUGCAAUGUUGAAAAUUGGCUUACCUCACAUUAACUUGUUAACUAAAGUUGAUUUACUUAAGAAACAUGCUGAUAAAUUAGAAUUUAGCAUUGAUUUUUACACAGAGGUAUUAGAUUUAAACUACCUGCUGGAUAGCUUAGACAAUGAGAAAUUUACAAAUAAAUAUAAAAAGCUUAACAGUGCUUUAAUAUCUAUUAUUGAAGAUUAUAGUUUAGUUUCCUUUCAACUAGUAGAUAUGUUCAAAAAGGAAAGUUUAUUAAGUGUAAAAAAUGUAGUAGAUAAAGCUAAUGGAUAUGUUUUUAAAUCCGAAGAAGGUAGACAUAUUAACAGUAUGCUGGCAUGUGCUAUGGGCGUAAGUGAUAAACAUGAAAGUGACUUUGAAUAAACAAUGUACUACUUAA